AUGCGUGUCGUUGUUGGAAUUGUCUUGAAUAACAUCGCCGUCUUGGCUGCAGCCAGCCAUGGUCACGGCAAAUAUCAUGCUUGCUUUGAUGGCUUUAAAUGCGCCCGUCUAAUCGCCCCAUUGGAUUAUAAAAAUGAUAGCGACUUGCGAACUGUCGCUAUCGCCAUGAUCAAGUUACCAGCCGUCGUAUCAAACGAUGAUCCGGCAUUUGCAGGCUCCGUCUUCACUAACCCAGGCGGCCCUGGAGGAGCAGGCGUUGGUUUUAUACUAAGGGCCGGGAAAGGUUUACGAGAUGUCCUCGACAAGCCCGGCCUUCGCCACUACGAAAUCGUUUCAUUUGACCCUCGUGGUAUUGGCAAUAGUUGGCCUCGCGCUAACUGCUUCGUACAUGACACGCUGCGCCGCGAUGCCAUCUUCUUAGAGCUGCGAGGCCGAGGAUCCCUCGACGGCUAUGGAGGCACCAACGACGUAGAAGCGAAUGGCAUCAACGGCGGCCAGAUUAUGGCCUACAUGGGUACGCCUAAUGUUGCCCGCGACAUGGUUCACAUGGUGGACAAGAUUGCAGAACUCCGGGCCCGCGAUGCCAUUUAUCGAAAGAGCGGCGGCGAUAAUGGAGAAGACCAUGUAGAACUAAAACGGGAAAUGAAUAAAGAAGACGACGAUAUUCCUCGAUUGCAGUAUAUCGGCUACUCCUACGGCACAGUCCUCGGAAUCUACUUUGCGUCCUUGUUUCCAGGUCGCGUUGGAAGGAUUGCUCUCGACGGCUUGGUUGAUGUUAAUGAUUACUCUUCGGGACCUGGCUGGAUGACCAACCUUGUAGAUACAGAUAAAAUUGCCGACCGAUUUUUCAGUGGAUGCCACGAGGUUGGCCACAAGAUCUGCGCCCUCUCCAGCAAUGGCGAUAAUCGCUUCUACUCGUGGCUGUCAAAGCUGGAUGAAGAACCAAUUUCCACAAUCGGCCCUUCUGGUGAGAUCAUUAUUAUCAAGAGCCAGGAUAUUCGCGAGAUGCUGGGCGCGGCGCUCUACAGGCCUCGCAGCUCUUUUAUAAACCUUGCAGCAGCACUCGACGGUGCCAUGAGUGGAGAUACUGCCGCCAUUGUAAAGAUUCUGUUUCAACGCCACAUUCCUCAUCUAGACGACGAUUGCGCUAUCGACAACAUUGACUCGGAAGCUUACCUGCAAGAAGGUACCGCCAGCGUGCUCUGCGCUGAUGGGGAUAAUGUAUCGGACUAUGAUAUUGCAUGGUGGAAGCAGUAUAUUAAUGACCAGAUCAACACAUCGUCUAUCUUUGGCGCCUACUGGUCUAAUAUCCGAAUGGCGUACAACUCCUGGAAUUUCCGGCCUAACUGGAUUUUUAAAGGACCAUUCACCACUCCUCCAGUUGUACAUUCCGCCUCCGGGAAUCCUGUUUCUGGCCACCCUGCCGCCCCCAUCCUGUUCAUCUCAAACCGCCACGAUCCCGUAACUCCUCUAAGUGCCGCGCGUGCUAUGGCUGUCCAACAUCCUGGAGCGAGCCUUAUAAUCACAGAGGGGCUUGGGCACGGUACUAUGGGCACCAGUGAUAGUACAUGUCUGCACAAUUAUGUGGCCGAUUAUUUUGACAUUGGCGUUGUGCCGGCCGGUGAGGUUACGUGUAUACCAGAUUGCGGUCCUUGGGAUAUAGACUGUGAUACUUUUGGGGUCGAAUUUAUGCCUGAUAAUAACCAUGGCUAUGGUAGAGGCCCUUUAGCAUUUUAA
Molecule: messenger RNA, 1737 nt
Organism: Trichoderma harzianum CBS 226.95
Lineage: Eukaryota; Fungi; Ascomycota; Sordariomycetes; Hypocreales; Hypocreaceae
Exons: 4
Coding region: 1-1737 (578 amino acids)
Source: RefSeq, a predicted model, not a curated record